UAACUAGGUCUGCAGACAAGCCCUGUCAUUCCCCAGCAAGAACAGGAAGAGGGGCGACAUCCAGGGAGGGAGCUCCCGCAGGCCAGAGCCGGGGGAUCAGACAUGGGCCAAGCCCUGCACAUCGCCAAGUGUGACCUGCAAGCGCCAGCGAACAAUGGAGUGCACCGCACCGCAGCCAUCAGCACCGAGCGGCUGGUGGUGCGCCGGGGACAGCCGUUUGCCAUCACUCUGCGCUUUGCAGCAGAGGUUCAAAACUACCUGCAGCAGCUGAAGAGGGUCUCCCUGGUCGUGCAGACAGGGCCCCGGCCGUCCAAAGCAGACGGCACCCACGUGCAGUUCCCCGUCUCCAGCCUGGGGGACCGCAGCGGGUGGAGCGCAGCCGUCCAGGAGCGUGACUCGCUCUCCUGGAGCCUCUCCGUGACCAGCCCAGCCAGUGCCGCCGUCGGGCGCUACACCCUGCUGCUGCGCAUCCGCGGCACGCAGCGGGCCACAGAGCACCCGCUGGGGACCUUCACGCUGCUCUUCAACCCCUGGUGCCGAGAUGACAGCGUCUUCCUGCCCAACGAGGCGCAGCGGCAGGAGUGUGUCCUGAACCAGGACGGCAGCAUCUACUGGGGCACCGAGAGCACGAUCCAGGUGCAGCCCUGGGACUUCAGCCAGUUUGAGGAGGACAUUGUUGACAUCUGCUUCAAGCUGCUGGACGUGGGCGCACACUGGCAGCAGGACACAGACCGCUCCAAGCGCGGUGACCCCGUGCAUGUCUGUCGCCUGGUCGGGGCCAUGCUGAACUGCAACGAGCUCAGAAGGGUCCUGACCGGAGGCUGGACUGCCGAAUGCCGUGACGGGACACCCCCCACCCAGUGGCUGGGCAGUGCCCCCAUCCUGCGGCAGUGGGCAGCAGAACGGUGCCAGCCCGUGCGGUACGGGCAGUGCUGGGUGUUUGCGGCCGUCGCAUGCUCAGUGCUGAGGUGCCUGGGAAUUCCCACCCGUGUCGUCACCAGCUUCACGUGGGCCCACAACACGGGUGGCCACCUAAGUGUGGACGAGUACUACAGCGAGAGCGGGGACAAGGUUGCGUGCAACGGCAAGGCCAGCAUCUGGAGCUUCCAUGCGUGGAACGAGUGCUGGAUGGCGCGGCCGGACCUGCCCCCAGGCUAUGAUGGGUGGCAGGUUUUGGAUGCCACCCCCCAGGAGAAGAGCGGAGGCCCAUCCAGCUGUGGGCCGACCCCGGUGCGUGCCAUCAGGGACGGCAUCCUGGAGCUGGACCCUGACGUCGCGCCUCUCUUUGCGGCCCUGAACGCGGAGCACCGUGUCUGGGUGCAGCGGCCUGAUGGCAGGUUCCAGCGGGCAGCCAGCGGUGCCCGCUACUUGGGCAACAGCAUCAGCACCAAGGCAAUGAGCUGCGAUCGCUGCCAGGACCUCACGCACCUCUACAAGUUUCCCGAAGGGUCUCCUCAGGCAAGAGAGGUGCUUGAGAGAGUCCACAAGAAGACAAACGAACUGGAGGGAGCUAGCGGCAGAGAGACAGAUCCCAACACCCUUCUUCCUGCCAUCAAAGACCUGGCUCUUCUGCUCUUCGUCUGCAUUCAGCCCGAGAGCUCCGUGCUGCUGGGACAGGACAUCCAGCUAGCCGUGACAGCGGCUAACUGGAGUGGUGGGGAGAGAGCCGUCUACCUGGUGCUGGGGGUGCAGACUUUGCGGUACGAUGGCACCCCCAUUACACAGCUCUGGAAGGAAGAGCUUCAGUUCACUCUCAGAGAUAAUGAAGAGAAAACCCUAUCUGCCCAGGUGCCCUACUUGCAGUACAAGAGUGCGCUGGGAGACGGCCACCUGAUGCUGAGUGCUCUGCUAAAGGACGUGGACACCCUGAGUGUGCACUUUGCACAGGAAGAAAUCAGCAUCUGCAAGCCCCAACUUGCCAUCAAGCUCCCCCAGAGCGUGAUGCAGUACCAGCCAACCACGGCAGAGAUCAGCCUCCAGAACCCCCUGCCUGAGCCCCUGGAGCAGUGUGUGCUAUCAGUGACAGGGAGAGGACUCAUCUACAGAGAAAGGAUAUACAGGUGUGACACUGUGCAGCCCAGCAGCAGCCUGCACGUGCCCAUCCCCUUCACUCCCACACAGGCAGGGACCAAGAGGCUAACCGUGCACCUCAGCUGCACCCAGAUCCAGGACAUCAAAGGCUACAGAAGUGUAAACAUUGUGGCUGCCCAACCCCCAGCUUAAUGCCGAUGCUGCCCUCAGGUCCUUUCAGGCAAGCCGGCAAAAGCCCUCACCGCACACACUUUCCAAUAAAGCCACAUUUGAGCUGA
Alligator mississippiensis (American alligator) is the source of this 2309-nucleotide messenger RNA. It is a transcript of the gene EPB42, whose product is annotated as erythrocyte membrane protein band 4.2. Lineage: Eukaryota; Metazoa; Chordata; Crocodylia; Alligatoridae. Gene Ontology annotation, molecular function: protein-glutamine gamma-glutamyltransferase activity. The record is from RefSeq and is a predicted model, not a curated record. Gene Ontology annotation, biological process: peptide cross-linking. Bases 103 to 2223 code for a protein of 706 amino acids. The transcript has 13 exons.